Messenger RNA from Paraphaeosphaeria sporulosa, 969 nucleotides. RefSeq lists its product as uncharacterized. The transcript is spliced from 2 exons. The record is from RefSeq and is a predicted model, not a curated record. Bases 1 to 969 code for a protein of 322 amino acids. NCBI's taxonomy places the organism in Eukaryota, Fungi, Ascomycota, Dothideomycetes, Pleosporales, Didymosphaeriaceae.
AUGCACUACGCUUCCUUUUGCAGCAACUCUUGUACGCCGACCCCCGGGAAAGAGCCUGUUGAUCCUCCUCCUCGGUUCCCUAAGAUCGCUCGGGUCGCCCCCAUCCCCUUGUCGUACUUGGGGAAGCAGAAGGUUUACGCGUACGAUUCCAUCGCAAAGGAAGGUAUUGACCUGAAGACACCCAUGUUCCUCCAAGCGCCGGUCUUGGUUCGCAUCCACAUCCGAUUGCCUACCAUGUUCCUCGCUACUGCUGAGGAAGACCUAAUGUAUCCGGACUGGAAGUCGAUCAGCAGCAGCGCACCCGUCAAUUCCCUGGUACUGUAUUCGACCCAGCCUGUUCGACUCAAGCCCAACUACACUCUCGGCUCAACAUUCGUUCGAUACUGGGACAAGCUGCCAGAAGAACUUCGUGUGAGCAUCAUUGCCGAGAACAUGAAGGCACACCCUGCUCGCCAGACUCCUCGCACACAGGCCCUUCUUACCAAGCUGUACCCUCACUGCCGGAUGACACCCCAGAUUGCCCGCUUGGCCAUAACCGGAUUCUACAAGCACAACGAGUUCCUUGUCCAGCUCAACUCCGGCAUGCCCAAUCGGUACCCACGGGCUCCAUACAACGACCUCAUCCGGCGUCUUCAACUGUCGAUGUACAUUCGUCGCUCGCAGUGGGAGUUUGUGCAGAAGCUAUCAGAGGGGAAACUAGGCUUCGCCAAUCUCAAGUACGUUAGUAUCCUUAUCAGCUGGCACUAUCCUGCAGAGGAUAUCGACGAGACAGAGUGGGACGACUUCGUCGACGAAACCCGUAAUGAUUGUAUAGAAUUCUCGUGCGAUGGGAUUGUGGAUCUAGUUGCGCGAUCGGCCGCAGCGAUUACAUGUCGUGCUCCCAAGUACGUUCGUGGAGACCUGGCUCAGCUGACAGUGAUCCAAUCACGCAUUCGGUUUGGAGUGAAGGGAGCUGGAUCGCAAGCCUGA